This is a messenger RNA of Didymodactylos carnosus, 1397 nucleotides long. Lineage: Eukaryota; Metazoa; Rotifera; Eurotatoria; Philodinida; Philodinidae. The record is from the annotation of a GenBank genome assembly.
GCUCAAAACGUAUCAGAAUUGCAGAAAUGAACGCCUAAUUUUGUUCCAUAUAAGUUUGGAGUCUCGAAACAAUGUUUUUCGGGUUCCUUGUUCAAAAUCUAGUGGAGGGUAUUUUAAGGUUCUAGACUUAAAAAUAGAACUUCGACGAACGAACAUUUUUUGACAUAUUUGGCUUAUUUGAAUACAGUGAAUUACCAGUCGUCUAUGAUGUUCAAUAUCAUUUUAAAAAAUGGUACAAUCGACAACAUCCUCAUACACCGGAAUGUCAAGUACAGAAGGACGACGAAGAUAAUUUAUUGGAUGAAUAUGUUUUCUUGGGAAACAAAGUGCCCACUACACAUUUAAAUGGUAUUAAACAAGCAGAUUAUAUGAAUUGUAUUUGUAAACAUCGAAAACACAAGAAUCCGGGUAACACAUGGUCACUUCAGGACGCUAUAAGAAUAAUAUUGAAUCAGUCGUUAGACAAAAGAUAUCAAUUAUCAAAAUGGUCAUGUGGCCUUGAUAUACGAAAUUCUUCUUAUCGACAGCAUCAGGAUUUUGUACCACCAGCUGAAGUAAAAUCAGGAAUGACACAAUAUGCCAGCUAUGAUUGUUUUUCUGUUACCCGACUUCAAGUGGCGGUUAAAAAUAAUUGGUCAAAAUUAGAUAUUGGAGAAAAAUUCGCACACACAUGGGAAAAAUAUGUACAAUCAUAUACAGAACAACUGAUACAAGAUGAACAGGAACAAUAUCAAGAACUAAUGUGGUCGACCGUGAAAAUGGACGACCAGUUCAACAAUCAUUAUCAUCAAUCACCAGUACAGGCGAAAAAUUCAUCUGCCUAUGAUAUUGGAGAUUAUGAGCCAGUAUCCGAUCAGGAGUUGGAAGAACAAAAUUCUGGUGUUUUGACGAUUGAACCAUCACCGUCAUUCUUGGUUUUCUUUCAACAACAACAAGAAUCAUCAGCCCCCGAACAUAAUAUGGUUGAAAAAAUGCAAGAAGAAAAUAGUCGAACAGUCAUCGUUUCAAAUGCACGUCAUCGAACAGCUCAAUUGUCAUCAACAAAUAAACCCGGACAACUGAUUCAAACAACAAAAUUUAAACCAGCAAGAACCAAAAAACAACAGAAACGUCGUAAUACAAAAGGAAGUCGCAAAUAUAGACAAAAAAAUUAUGAUAUUUGUGUAAUGCGUCAAAUUGAUCCAAGAUUUACAGCACCAUUAUGUAAAGAGAUAUUAGCACAAAUGAACAUUAAACUCCGGAAACUGAAAAUAACAAACAAUAUGUUACAUUUGGGCAUGUAUAAUAUCGAACAAAAACAAGAGGUUGAUCAUCGCUUAGAUCCAAAUACAAUAUUCACAACAGUACAUUAUGGAAGAUUAUUACAACAACAACAUCCGCAAGCGAACAGUUAUUGA